Thlaspi arvense is the source of this 594-nucleotide messenger RNA. The record is from the annotation of a GenBank genome assembly. Lineage: Eukaryota; Viridiplantae; Streptophyta; Magnoliopsida; Brassicales; Brassicaceae.
AUGGAAACAAAAUAUCAGAAUGGUGACCAAUUAGAGAUAGAGCAAAUAAACCCGACCAUGAAGAAGAAAAAGGUAUCACGUGGGAUGCACGUCUUCUCCGUCGUCAUGUUCAUGCUCCGUCGUAGCCGGAGGAGAAAGUCUUUCCACACCGGGUUUUGGCGGCGUGUGGUUGAGUCCGUUCGCAAUGUCCAUUCCGAAAGUACGAUAAUGCCAUCAUCCAAUUUUAUAAAUACAAUCGUCCUUCCUCCGGCUCCUACUCCGGCGGCGGAUAUUGGCCACGAAGGUGGCGAUGAUGAUGAUGAUGAUGAAUCCAGGGAUCGCUUAUCGGAGGUGAAGGAGGUUUUCACGGCGGCUUCUUCAUCAUCAUCCGGAAUCUCGGGAUAUGGAUCUGCCAUGUCUUUACGUGAUUUGGAUUAUCAUCAUGAUGAUAAUGAUGUCGAAUACUAUAGCGAUGUUGAAGGAGGAGAUGAUAUGAUAGAUGAGAAAGCUGAGGAAUUCAUCCUGAAAUUUCAUGCACAAAUGAAGAUGCAAAAUCAUGUUUAUUCUGAACGAUGCAAAGCCAAAAGGGGUAAUGACGAUGAAUUAGUGAUCUAA